Panonychus citri (citrus red mite) is the source of this 3492-nucleotide messenger RNA. Its product is annotated as ABC transporter G family member 23-like. Gene Ontology annotation, cellular component: membrane. The coding region runs from base 54 to 2201 and encodes 715 amino acids. The transcript is spliced from 2 exons. NCBI's taxonomy places the organism in Eukaryota, Metazoa, Arthropoda, Arachnida, Trombidiformes, Tetranychidae. The record is from RefSeq and is a predicted model, not a curated record. Gene Ontology annotation, molecular function: ATP hydrolysis activity; ATP binding; ABC-type transporter activity.
AAUAGUUUGAGUGCUAGAAUCGUUGAGCAUUUAGUUAACAAUUAAGACUUAAGAUGUUGACAACUCUUGAUAUGAAUGGAAUCAACAAUAAUAAUAAUAAUGUUCUGUUAAAUUCUGGCCAAUUUGCUGUUUAUGGUGAAAAUAUAUCAGUAAAUCUCGGUUCACUUUCGAGGCCUAAUUUUGUGCUUAAUAAAUUGUUCAUCUCAAUACCAAAAGGAUGUAUUUAUGGAUUGAUUGGUCCAUCAGGUUGUGGUAAGACCACUUUACAACGGACGAUAAUUGGCCUGAGAAAACCUGAUUAUGGUUCGUUAAAAGUGUUUAAUCAAAUUCCUAACUCGAAAGGAUCAAAUAUUCCUGGUCCUUUGAUUGGUUAUAUGCCUCAAGAAAUUGCUCUUGAUGAUGAGUUAACUGUGAGUGAACAAUUAACUUUCUUGGGUCGAUUAGCUGGUCUAUCAAAUGAAACAAUUAAGUCUAAGUGUAGUGAAAUAUUAUCCAUCAUGUCCAUUGCCGAUCCAUCAAAAAAGUCAACACAAUUUUCGACUGGACAACGAAGGCGAAUCUCGUUGGCCUGUUCGUUGAUUCAUUCGCCUGAAUUGUUACUUCUUGACGAACCAACUGUAGGUUCGGACAUUGUUUUAGUCCAUAAAAUUUGGACUUACCUUCGACAAUUGAAUGAAACUGUUGGUACAACAAUAGUGAUUACAACUCAUUAUCUUGAAGAGGUAACUCGGACUGAUUAUUUCGGUUUCAUGGCGAACGGGGAAAUUAAGUUCCAAGGGAAACCAAAAGAUUUCAUGAGGUCAGUUGAUGCUGUUACUUUUGAAGAAGCGAUUCUUAUAAAAUACAAUUCGAGAAAGAAAGAUACAAAGACGAUCUUUGACGAUGAUCCAAUAGAUGAAAUCAAAUUAAAACAAAUCGAACAACAAUCAACCACAACUCAAUCAACGACAACCGAAUCAUCAUCAUCAUCAUCAUCAUCAUCAACUUCAAUAUCAAUCUCUUCAGUUUUCAAACCAAAAAUCAGUAGCUAUUAUUUAAUUGUUUUGCUGCUUUGGAGAUAUUUGCUUCGUUGGAAAACGACUUUACUAUAUCCUUACCUACUCGUGUGCAUUUCCUCAGUAUUUGUUGGCUACUUUCUUACCAACUUUUUUGGCCGUCCAAUGGUUGACCUCACAGUAGCUUAUGUAAACUUAGCUAAUUCAUCAGUAUACAUUUCUAAACUCAAUGAAUAUCUCGUCAGUCGUGAUAUUAAUUUGGUUAAUGUAGCCGAUGAGAUUAUUGGACGUAAAAUGGUUGAAAACGGUCAAGCUGCGGCUUAUUUUAUUGUCCCUCAAGAGUUUGAUCUCGGUCUUGAAACUCGAGUCGCUUCCUCUCUCAGUUCAAACGCAGAUGAAGCUCUUCAACUCGCUGGACGAAUCACAAUGUAUCAGGAUAAAUCGCACAUAAUCAUCUCUGAGACAAUUGUGAAAGAGUUAUACGAAGCCUUGACCGAUAUUAUGAAUUCAAUUGUCUCAUCGAAAGGUCUAAUUGGAAAUCGACUUGAGUACUUCAGCAUUCAAGGUGUAAUUGAACGAACUGAUGAUCCAGAAUUAUUCGUGUCUAUGCCCUUGUUUCUCAUCGGUAUAUUGACUUAUUUUUGUGAAGCUUAUUCCAUGAUGAUGUUUACUUAUUGGGUUACUAAAGAAUCACAUGAACCAAUGAAUGAGCGACUCUCAUCUUUGGGAAUUACGAACUACCAUCUCAAAGGCACCGCUACACUUUUAGCGACUUUUGCCUUAUCUCUAGCCUAUUUCGGAUUGUUUGUAGUUUUCAUUCCGCUUUUUGAUAUUCCAAAUAAAGGUCAUCUAGUGCUCAUCAUUCCGAUAAUUGUUGGUUGUGUCCUUUGUGGCAUUUUCAAGGCCAUAUUACUUGGGUCAUUGAUCGAAUCCGAUGUGACCUGUUUCAUUCUCAACCUCUUUUACUCAGGAAUUACGUGGGCCUAUGGUUGUAUUGCUUGGCCUUACGAGUCAGUCUAUUAUUUCAUUCAACCCUUGACCUACUUGUUCCCUAACCAUGUUUCAAAUGAGGCUGUGAUCAGAAUCAUAGUCUAUGGUGACAUGAUCCACCCGAAAGUUAUCAAAGGCUAUUUGUUCAUAUCGGCAAUGGUUCUCAUUCAUUUAAUUCUGGUUCUACUUACAAAUCGUAAUAAAUCAAAUCUUUAAUCAAUCGUCAUUUUCAUAAUUGUAUUAAAUUUUCUUUGCUUUUCAUUAUCAAGGCAUUUAAAUGUAUUUUUCUGAAGGGAAUUAUUAAAUUGUUCUCAUGCAAUUUACUCUGAUCAUGAUAGAGCAUUCAAUAAAACCUCUCUCAUCAUUAAAGUUCUAAACAAAAUUCUCAUUACUUACAGAGGAUACAAUGAAAAUUAAGUUACAUAUUUGUUUGUAUUUAGCUUUUUGAUAUUGACUAUUACUGGUAUUCCUGAUUGUAUUUAUAUUCACCCGUUAAUCAGUGACUUUGAAACCAGAGAGUCUUGUAUUGCAGUGGCCGAGAAAUUAAUUCAACUUAAUUCCGAUCGAAACCUUAACAAAGUUAAUUCAAUUUCCAAUGAAUCGUUUUACUCAAUCACUGAUCAAUUGUCUUCAAUGGGGAUAAAUGUUCAAAUUAAUGGUCACAAAUCAACAAUUAACGGUAAUUUAAAAAAAGAUGAUCGUAGUGACAAUGAGACAAAGAGAGGGAAAGACAAUACCUGAUGGACCAUAUAAAAGUGUCAACGUUAGUUUUAAUUUCAUUUUAAUUGUUCCAGUGAUCCUUUAACCUUGGCUGUUUUUUUAAAUCUCUGUACAUAGUAGUCACCAUGUUUUUUUAAUCUCAAUCAGUGACAUAAUUUUAAGUAUAACUUUUAACUGUAACUCUUUGUAUCUUAACCAAUCGCUAUAAUUAAUUGGCUAUUAUUAGCUAAUUUAGAUUGUAAUUGUUAAGUGAAUCAUUAAAUUUCUCGCUCGCUGUUGAUUAGAUGAGGCGGUUGUCAUCUUUAGAGGAGAUUCCUGAUGAUUGGGAUCCAAUGGCAGAAGACGCAAAAUGUUAUUCCAAUAAUUAUCGAUACGACGCAACGGAUAUUGGAAAAGUUCAAGAAUAAAGAAAAAGUGUGGAAAAGUUUCAUGAUGGACAUAAACUAAACGAGAGCUCCAUCGCAACCAAUAUCUCAUUAAUCUCACAAAGAAAACUAUUGAUACUGUCUGAUUGGAGUUGAAUUCAUAGACGAUAACCAGACUAAUCAAGAUUUAAUAUCCUUGUAAACAUAAGAUAACUUUAAGAUGAGACUCGAGAAGAUCUUGAGCUUGUCGAUUCUUUGAACAUGAACUAGUUCGAAGUUCGAGUUUCCGAAGCAAAAGAUUCUGUAAAAAGUAAAAUAAAAAAUGUAAAUAAGAUAAUCGAUUAACUUAAUUGUUAUGAUUAAAUCCUUGUUUUGACAACCAAUUAAUAAAUUGUCAUUAAACUGAUGUGUUAUAAUCAUAA